This is a messenger RNA of Colletotrichum karsti, 2373 nucleotides long. RefSeq lists its product as uncharacterized. The transcript has 2 exons. The coding region runs from base 1 to 2373 and encodes 790 amino acids. NCBI's taxonomy places the organism in Eukaryota, Fungi, Ascomycota, Sordariomycetes, Glomerellales, Glomerellaceae. The record is from RefSeq and is a predicted model, not a curated record.
AUGGCCGUCUUCCCCUCUUUCGGCCCGGACCCCUCCACCCCCCUCCUGGCCCAGUGCAACCAGAUCAUCGACCGCAUCACAAUCCUCCUCUCCGAACUGGACCAGCUCAAAGCAGCGAUAGAGCGCCGUCCCGCGUCGGGCCACAAGCCGCUCUCGUGGAACCAGGCCGUGCCCGGGCUCGGCUUCUUCGAGCGCCUCAUCAUCUCGGAGCGCAAACACCUCGAGAAGAUGGUGGCGGCGUACGACGAAGACGACGACGUCGAGGAGCUGGACAGCAGAGUGAGGUUACGGCUCGACGCCAGCAACUACAAGUUCUACGAGACCGUGUGGGAGAUCACCAAGCGCUGCGAGGACCUCACGGGCAUGCGCAGGGAACUCACGUACAAAACGGGUCCCAAGGGCAAGGGCGUCAACGCUGUUAUUGACCUCGUGGUUAACGGCGGCGCGGACUGGAUCAAAGUCGUCACGACCACCGAGCGCAGGCUGUUUUACGAGAUGGCCGACGCCGGGUGGGACUGGGACGGGGAGGACGGGGAGAAGGACGCGGAGGAGGCCAUGAUGGAGGUUUUGAAGGACGAGACGGAGGAUAGUAUCGAGGUCGCCAAGGUCGCGAGACACAUGGUCGCCGCGGCGCGCACGAGCUACCAGGACUACAGACGUCCCCGGGUACGCAUCCUCAUGUCGCGGAUCGAGGAGGGGCGCAACGAGCAGGUCGACCGCCUGCUCGGCCUCGUGCGCCGGAUGGGGGACGACAGGGUCGAGCUGGUCGUCGAGACGGCGAACUCGCCGGGCGGGAUCCUCACGCACCCGACGCCGCCGUUCGACGAGGCCGUGAGGAGGCUCGUCAACACGGACUACUUCCGCGACUUCUCGGACACCUUGAACGUGGAUUGCUCCGUCUUCAUGGCGCUGGCGUCGGACUUUAGUCACAUGCGCAUCGGGCCGGACUCGGAGCUGCUGCGGUGCAACCAGCACCGGAUCGACGCGACGGACGAGGUGGAGAACGGGCCGCGGCUGCUCACCACGCUGUACCCCGCCAUGAGGGGGAGGAACCUGGUGUGCACGCGCGAGGCGGCGGAUACGUUUCUGAAGAUCGUGUACGGGAUCGGGACGGAGACGGAGAAAGCGCGGACGGGAAUCGUGUUCGAUCCGGUCGAGGCGGGAGCCGAUCCCGAGGCGGAGCGGAGUAGAAGAGUCGCGGCGCUGCAGGCGCUCUCGACGUACCCGGUACCGGAGGACCUGCGGCUUCCCGUGGAGGUCGUGGGGAGCGUGUCGUGGGACGACGCGCGGCGGAUGGUGGAGGAGGGGGCGCUGCCGGGGGCCGCGCUGGCGGUGGGGAGGUCGGGGUCCGGGCUGAACGCGAUGAACGUGCCGUCGUUCCUGUACGGGUGGAAGGCCGGGGUGACGACGAUCACGGGGAACUGGGAGGCGGCGAAGAGGUUGAGGGGGGUGAUCGAGGAGGAGGGGAGGGAGUUGGAGGGGGGCCAGGUCGGGCCGCUUUUUUGUUGGAUACCUUUUUCGUGCAGCAUGGCAAGGCAAGCCUUGACCGACGGUGACUGGGAGAAGAACCGCCCGAGGCAUGAUGAACAUGAUGACGAUUCCUACUCCGACGACGACUUGAAUCUCGAGGCCGGAGAUACGGCCUCUCACACCCCCAACGAAGACGCAUCGAAAUCCCUCCUCACCUCCACCAACACCAAACCACAUCCCCACAAGAGACGCCGCGAAUGCACAACAACCCGCCCGACCUUCAUCCUCACAAUCCUCCUCUCAGCCCUCCUCGGCGCCCUCUCAACCUUCGCCAUCAUCUCCCUCCUCACCCACACCAAACCCACCACCAACCGCAACGCCAACACCCUCGCCUCUCCCUCCCACGACUCCACGACCACAACCUUCCUCUCGACCGCCCCCUGCGGCUCCACACCCUCCGAAGCCCGCGCGGCGGGCUGCAUCUUCGACCUCAUCAGCUUCAACUGGCUCCCGCCGGCAUGCCACGACGCCGCCCUCGCCGCGGACUUCGAGGCCGAGCUGGAGGCCGCGGGGAUGCUGUCGUGGUACGAAGAUAUGGAGCGCACGCGGCCGCUCGGCAGGGCGCAGAUCAUGACGGGGGAGUAUUCGGGGGUCUACGUGUCUCUGGGGUACCACUUGCGGCACUGCACCGCGAUGUGGAGGCGGAUGCAUCGGGCGAUCAUGGAGGGGGGCGGCGGGUUGGGGAGGGUGGAUAGUUAUAUCUGGAGUUAUCACCACACGCGGCACUGCGAGGAGAUGUUGUUGACGAGGUAUAAUGAGAGUGACCUGGGAGAGGUGUUUACUACGGAAGUGAGGAUUAAGUAUCCGGACUGCGGUGUUGUGCUGCAGGAUGUGACUUCUUAG